Messenger RNA from Sycon ciliatum, 3071 nucleotides. RefSeq names its product autophagy-related protein 16-like. Gene Ontology annotation, biological process: autophagosome assembly. Lineage: Eukaryota; Metazoa; Porifera; Calcarea; Leucosolenida; Sycettidae. The coding region runs from base 275 to 2425 and encodes 716 amino acids. Gene Ontology annotation, molecular function: protein binding. The transcript is spliced from 19 exons. Gene Ontology annotation, cellular component: autophagosome membrane. The record is from RefSeq and is a predicted model, not a curated record.
ACAAUAAUUAACAUGCAUGCAUGUUCCACUUCCAGUGCAGUCGCAGAAGUUCCAGACCUCCUGCAUGUGUGAGUAAAAGAAGCGUUUUCAGCUUUUUUUCUGUUCAAUGGCAAUGCAAUGACGGCCAGAAGCAGCUAGCCACGGCAUUUGCGUCCAGGACAUACUAGCAAACAACUGCUGAAAGCAAAAAAAUCGUCAAUGAAUGUGAAAUCCCGUUGCUCCGCUAAAAACAGGUGUGCAGCACCUCGGACUGACUAUCGACUCAGUCGCUGCUAUGGAAGCUUUAUCGACUGCCGUCGUUCAGGCUGCUGGAGGUAUUUGUCCACCUGCUGGUUGCGAGCAGGAUAAGGAAAACAUUGCACUGCGGCAUGAUUCGGAGGAGGAGGAGGAAGAAGAGCCCGAGAGCUCCUUGCCCAGUACUUUGGAAGGCUCUCAUCUUCAAAUCAAUCUCCUCUCGGAGGCCAAGAGAGGCUUGGAGCGUACACUGCUCAAGCGGGAUGAGGAAAUUCAAAAGCUCCGUGCCCAGGUGGCCCGACCUCCUGGACAGAAUAUCAAUAUUUUCCAGUUGCCGACGAAUCCCGCGCCAAUGACGGUAGAGUCAAGUUCUCCCCUUCAGCUCGUGUCGCAAGAGCUGCAAACCCUUCAGGAAGUCCAUCAAGUACUGAUCAAAGAGCAUGAAGAUCUGCAUAUCAGAUGCCAGCAGGCUAAAGAUGUCAUGUUCCAGUGCAGUCGGGCGGAGGAACUGGCCAAGGAGAACCUAGCCAAAAUGGAGCGAACCAACGCCCUGCUCAACGAGGAAAUGGCUGAUGGCAGGCGUCGUGUGGAUGAGCUGACGGAGACCUGCAAGACACUGCGCAUCAACUGCGGUGACUUGGAGUCCAAGAUCAGGGAAAUUCAAGAGGAGGAAAAGCAGCGCAUUGCCAAUGAAGUGGAAGCACGUUGUCGAGACAAGUUGGAGUCCAGCCAAGAGCAGCACAGCAUGGAUAUGAUGCAACUAGUGGAACAGAAACAGCGCCUACUCCUCCGUGUUGAUAGUCAGAAUGAUCGCAUUGCCCAGCUUGAACGGUCGUUACAGGACUCGUGGAACAGUCGGCCUCGCUCACAGGCAAUAGACUUGGCAGAACACAUUGUUGCUGACGUUGCUGAUGGCCAGUGCGCCAAGACGAGUGGCCGCGGCAGUUUCAGUCCGGACCGGUCCAAGCCACCGGACAUGGACGAUAGUCGUACGAACCUGAUGACGACGAGCUUGCCGACCAAUAGCGCACUGCACAGGGGUGGGUCACUUCCAGCGCCCUUAUUAACGGGCUUCCGGGGCUUCUCGUUCACUCGCAGUCGCAGUGAUGGCAAUAGUCAGCAGCAAGCGGCGCAGUCAAUCAGAACGAAACUGCAAGACAUCAGUACAUCCAUGUCUGGGAAACUCAAGGAGAUGACAGCAACUUCGCCUAAGCUCAGCACUAGCUUUGAGAGCAGUCGACCAGCCAAACCACCGCCGGCUGUAUACAGCCAUUCACAACUGCCGCAAGCUGUCAAUUACCAAUGGAGUCCUCACAAAGGCGAGCUGACAGCGCUCAUGUUCAGUCCACGGGGAUCCUACCUGGCUACGGGGAGUUCGGAUUGUCUGGUGAAGCUCUGGGAAGAAGGAAGUCGAGAGUUUUCUCUUGUUCAUCAGCUCACUGGAUGUACACAGGGCAUUGCUCAGCUUGACUUUGACUCUGAGGAUACAUGUGUCCUGGCUGCGUGCAACGACAAGUCUGUACAGGUUUGGUCGCUGACGUCCGUCUCAAGUAGUGGAAAGCACGAAGUGUUCAACCACGGCGGCAGAGUGGCAUGUGCCAAGUUUCUGAAUGGUGACACAGAGAGAGUGGUCUCCGGUAGUUAUGACCGCAAUAUUCGGAUAUGGGAUGUUACGAAAGGGAAGUGCUUGUUCAGCCAACCAGUUCAGUCUACUUGUGUAGAUCUUGUGUCACCAUCUUCGUAUUCAACAAUCCCUCCGAUUAUCUCUGCUCAUAUGAGUGGACAUCUACAUCUGUGGGAUUCCCGGCUUCAGACCUAUGCUGAAGCUAUGGCGUUUCCUGGGAAGAUGAACUCCCUGGCACUCUCACCAGAUGAACGCUACCUAGCCUGCCUCAUGAACCAAAGGGAGAUUAUCGUAGUUGACAUUCGAUAUCGUCAGACUGUCCACACCCUAUGUGCGGACGGUUUCAACACAUCACGUCAAUCAUCACGUGUUGUCUUCAGUUGCGACGGUUCGUACAUCGCCGCUGGUGGUCAGACAUUAUUCAUAUGGAGUGCAGACACAGGAAAACUCGUCAAAACACUUGACAUGGAAAAGAGCAAGUCUCCGAUGUUCUCGUGUGCCUGGUACCCUAGCGGGUCAGCUUUCCUCACGGCACAUCCAAGCGGUGCCACCACCUGGACAUGUUAGGCACGUUGCUUCUUUUUUUUUUUACACGAAUAGUUAUUACGAAGCACAUUGCUGCUUCUUGCCACUUUUUAAUUUUGCUGGCGGGGCUGGUCCUUCUGCUUGCUUCUCUUUUUACUCAUUUUAAUUUUUUAAAGGUAUACUCUGGGCUGGUUUUAGAGCAGUAUUUCGAUAGAUGGCACUGCAAGUGAUUCUAUUUUUUAGGGCGUCUUGUUCAUUUGGCUCUUUUUUAGAAACUCACCUUGAUUCAGUUUGUAGGCCGCAAUGCAUGUGUAUAUCCAUCGUCUUCUCUGCUUUCCUCUUUCGCUAAUGUCAUGUAGACAUACCGCUGCUGCUUUUGAACAUUGGUUUCUUUCCUUGACGACGCGAUUGCCUCUUUUCUUGGCCUGGCCAUUCAUGCCAUUCUCCUUUCUCAUUACCCUGGCCUUUUCAGCUUGAUUUUAGACUACAAUUUUAUGUAUCGCACAUUCUUAUAUUAAUUUACCAUUUCUUAUUCUACUUGCAGAGCAUUCUUAUUCUAUAUCUACCUGUUUGAGCAUUGCUGGAAGUCUUCUGGUGCUAUCUUGCAUUCCUUUUCAACAGACUGAGAUUGAUCUCAUGAACUGUAUUUGCAAUGUUUGCUGUUUAUCCCGUGUCAGCGUUUGUCUAG